Acanthosepion pharaonis is the source of this 918-nucleotide messenger RNA. The record is from the annotation of a GenBank genome assembly. Lineage: Eukaryota; Metazoa; Mollusca; Cephalopoda; Sepiida; Sepiidae.
AUGUCAACAUUUCUAUCUAUCUAUCUAUGUUCAUUUCUAUCUAUCUAUCCAUCUAUCUAUCUAUGGUCAUUUCAUCUAUCUAUCUAUGGUUAUUUCUAUCUAUCUAUCUAUCUAUCUAGGCCCUACUCUUUUACGUACAGCUACCCUGCAUUUUGUUUUCUCCCCCCCCUCUCCCCGUCCAACCCCGCCCACUUCGCUGUCUUUGUGAUACAGUUCCAUUCUCAGAUCUUCGCUACACCCGCCACCAUCCCCGAUUUCUACCAAUUCCAACGUUCCGUCUUUGUCGUUUUGUGUCUUGCCGCCAGGGUUUCCCCCCUUUAUUUUCUUACGUUCUUUCCUCGUUCUUUCUUUCUUUCUUUCUUUCUUUCUUUUCUGAUUUUCUACCACCUUCUUUUCCUUUCUCUCUUUUUUCUGCCUUCCUUUUAUUUUUUCUUUCUUUCUUUCUUUCUUUAUUAUUUGUUUGAUUGUUUUCUUUCUUUCUUAUUUGUUUGUUUGCUUCUUUCUUUCUUUCUUUUUUCUUUCUUGUUUGUUUGUUUGCUUCUUUCUUUCUUUCUUUCUUUCUUUCUUUCUUUUUUCUUUCUUAUUUGUUGUUUGUUUCUUUCUUUCUUUCUUUCUUAUUUGUUUGUUUGCUUCUUUCUUUCUUUCUUUUUUCUUUCUUGUUUGUUUGUUUGCUUCUUUCUUUCUUUCUUUAUUUUUUCUUUCUUAUUUUUUGUUUGUUUGUUUCUUUCUUUCUUUCUUAUUUGUUUGUUUGUUUCUUUCUUUCUUCCUUAUUUGUUUGUUUGCUUCUUUCUUUCUUUCUUUAUUUUUUCUUUCUUAUUUGUUUGUUUCUUUUUUUCUUAUUUGUUAGUUUGCUUCUUUCUUUCUUUUUUUCUUUCUUUGACUUUACUCUCUCUCUCUCUCUCAUUUUCUUACCUUUAG